UGCAAUUCCAACAAUGUAAGAAUGAUGUCGUUUUUUAAAUACAUUUACCGUCGCACUGGGCAGCGUGCAGACCCAAAGGGACGUGAUGACGGCAUUAAAACAAUAUGACAUCAUCGGAAAUCUGCAAAAUUCGAAACAGUGUAAACUAGCAAAACUGAAUAGGUGUAUGGAAACUGAAAUAGGUGCGUUCUGCUAUAAAUGAGGCGCUGCAGUGCAGGCUCCUCGCUAAGCUGCAGAUGGAUGGAUCACAAAUUCAAACAGCACAGUGAAAACUCUCUGGAUCUACUAGACAAGAUGGCUAAUAACUCCACUAACAGCACUGAGGAUGCUGAAGUGAAGCACACUGCGGCCUUCCCUAAUGAUCUGUACAGCCAGGCAUCCACAGCAUCAGCUGAGGACAAACUUGGUUUCAUAGGUCAGGUUCUGGAGGAGACGGCUGCCCUGUUUGAGGAGGAUCACAGCUCUGCAUCAUGGGAGGAGAACACAGUGGAGAACUUUGUCAAUGUUGUGACCCAGCAGGCUGACGGCCUUCGCUCCUGUAUUGGGAGCCACGGCCACAAGAAGAAGAACAAGAAGCUGCACAUGUAUUUCAAGAGACUCUCACGCCAUGUUCUACAGGAAAUGGGCCACAGUGCUGAAGCCUGGGAGCUGAUCAGGCAGGAAAUCAAAGAGCAUCUGAUGAGAGCAGACCUGCUGGUUUCAUCUCUACUCACCACCAACUAAAAUCUGUCUGGCAGAUUAAGAAUGUGUUAAUUUAUUUGCUUACA
Molecule: messenger RNA, 767 nt
Organism: Siniperca chuatsi (mandarin fish)
Lineage: Eukaryota; Metazoa; Chordata; Actinopteri; Centrarchiformes; Sinipercidae
Product: interferon a3-like
Exons: 7
Coding region: 199-723 (174 amino acids)
Biological process (GO): defense response; response to exogenous dsRNA
Cellular component (GO): extracellular region
Molecular function (GO): cytokine receptor binding
Source: RefSeq, a predicted model, not a curated record